Plectropomus leopardus (leopard coralgrouper) is the source of this 1406-nucleotide messenger RNA. RefSeq names its product steroid hormone receptor ERR2-like. Gene Ontology annotation, cellular component: nucleus. Lineage: Eukaryota; Metazoa; Chordata; Actinopteri; Perciformes; Serranidae. Gene Ontology annotation, molecular function: nuclear steroid receptor activity; zinc ion binding; steroid binding. Gene Ontology annotation, biological process: regulation of DNA-templated transcription. The record is from RefSeq and is a predicted model, not a curated record.
UUUAUUGCAACACCUGGAAUGCUUAACGUGGACUGAUGGAUGUUUCCGAACUGUGCAUCCCUGACCCUCUCUGCUACCACAACCAGUUGCUAACCAGAAUGCCCUCUGAGGACAGACACCUAUCCUCCAGCUGUGGUUCAUACGUCAAAACCGAGCCUUCCAGUCCAUCCUCCUCACUAGUAGACACCGGCAGUCACCACAGUCCCAGCGGCAACUCUGACGCCAGCGGCGGCUACGUGAACGGCAGCAGCAGACACUCGCACGCCCUGGACUCCCCGCCAAUGUUCAACCCAGGCAUGCUCGGAGGAGGCGCUGCCUGCCUACGCCGCUAUGAAGAGUGCUCCGGAGUCGUGGCGGACGACUCGCCGAUCAAGUGCGAGUACAUGCUCAAUGCCAUUCCCAAGAGGCUGUGCCUGGUGUGUGGUGACAUUGCCUCGGGCUACCACUACGGGGUGGCCUCCUGUGAGGCCUGCAAAGCCUUUUUCAAAAGGACGAUACAAGGGAAUAUUGAGUACAGCUGUCCAGCCACCAAUGAAUGUGAGAUCACCAAAAGGAGACGCAAGUCGUGCCAGGCCUGUCGCUUCAUGAAAUGUCUUAAAGUGGGCAUGUUGAAAGAAGGUGUACGUCUGGACCGGGUGAGAGGGGGGAGACAGAAGUACAAACGGAGGUUGGACGCAGAGAACAGCGCCUACCUCGGCCUCAGCAUCCCCCCUCCAGCCAAAAAGCCACUGACCAAGAUUGUUUCCCAUCUGUUGGUCGUGGAGCCAGAGAAGAUCUAUGCCAUGCCUGACCCCACCAUGCCUGACGGAGACAUCAAGGCCCUGACCACGCUGUGCGACUUGGCCGACCGCGAGUUGGUGGUCAUCAUCGGCUGGGCGAAACAUAUCCCAGGUUUUUCCACUCUCUCGCUGGCAGACCAGAUGAGUCUACUGCAGAGCGCCUGGAUGGAGAUUCUGGUGCUGAGCAUUGUGUUUCGCUCGCUGCCCUGCGAGGACGAGAUCGUGUACGCAGAGGACUACGUGGUGGACGAGGAGCAGGCGAGGAUCUCAGGCCUGCUGGACCUGCAUGUCGCCAUCCUGCCGCUGGUCCGACGCUACAAGAAGCUGCGCAUGGAAAAGGAGGAGUUUGUCACGCUCAAAGCCAUCGCCCUCGCCAACUCUGACUCCAUGCACAUAGAGAACAUCGAGGCCGUCCAAAGGCUCCAGGAUUCUCUCCACGAGGCCCUGCAGGACUUUGAGGGCUCCCAGCAUCCAGAGGACCCUCGGCGGGCGGGCAAGCUGCUAAUGACCCUGCCGCUGCUCCGUCAGACCGCCACCAAGGCCGUUCAGCACUUCUACAGCAUCAAAAUGCAGGGCAAAGUCCCCAUGCACAAACUAUUCCUCGAGAUGCUGGAGGCCAAGGCUUGA